Molecule: messenger RNA, 1162 nt
Organism: Aphanomyces invadans
Lineage: Eukaryota; Oomycota; Saprolegniomycetes; Saprolegniales; Verrucalvaceae
Exons: 1
Coding region: 48-1112 (354 amino acids)
Source: RefSeq, a predicted model, not a curated record
GUGCGAUGAUUCGGUAACGGUGGGCGUUUGAAAUCGUGCGUGCAACGAUGGACGAUGCCAACACCACCGCUGUGCCGGCGAUCAUCACGGCUCCGCCGACAACGACCCCUCCAGACACCCCCGGGAGAUGGAGAGAGUCGUCCGACUUUGUUGCGAGGUACAAAUUCCUGUACGAUCGCUUGCUGUCCCAACCACCAGCGCUGACAGCAUCGGUACCAAGUGACGUGUUGUCGCGGCUGCAGGGCACCAACCUGACCUGGACCACGUUGAACACAUUCGCACAACGAGCGUUGCUUUGGGACGCAGGGUACGUUCGCGUUACCGCGACGCAGUUUGCAAAAGUCUUGACGCCGUGUGGCUGGGGCGGCGAAGUCGAUGUUGGUGCUCCGAUGUCGUCGAUUGCCUUUCGAUCGAGCGACUUGGGCGUGACGCUCAACACUUGUGUGAAUGCAGUUGGGGAAUACUACCUUCGCUUGAAUACGUCCCUGCCGACCCAGCUGCGAACGCCCCUCAAGUGUGCUAUCGAAGUCUUCGCUCCGCCAGCGGUCUCCAACUCGAGCCUUUGGUCCCAAGAUACCCUACCCAGCACCACGAUCCCUGAGCUAUCUGCCCAGUUACAUCGCAGCGCCAACUCCACGCAUGCCGCGAUCCAUGCUUCUCCCAUCCAGGAGCCCGUGGCAGGGACGUGUCCUGCGUCCGACGGGAGUUUCGUUGUGCCAUGCCAGCUGGUUGUGCUUGGCACGGGGUGGUGUCGUCCCGAGGGCAGCAAACUGAUGGCGUCCUGGCUCAGGGACUUACAAGUGUUGGCCAGUCGCACCAAAGCGCCGACGGCCCAGCCCAUCGUGACCUCAUCACCGACCAAGGUCGCGCCGUUGACUCCGCUCCCCACCAACAACAAACCCGUCGUGCCAUCGCCGACGCUGAACCCAUCCCGCGACGUGGUCGUCAUCGUGGUCGGCGGUGCAUUCGGCUUGUUUGCUCUCUUUGUCGGGGUCUGCUUCAUGCGAUGGUUCCACGGCAAGUUAAAGUCGAUGAUGGAAGGAAGCUACGUGCCGGUGUCGACGCCACACACCUACCACCCUUCUCACGUCGAUCCACCGCGGCAGGUCUAAAAUUGUAUUAUGUCAUUCGAUUGCGUUUCAGGGCUUCUUCUAGCUUGACU